CCUGGCUCAUUAUAAUCAACCUAACGCCCGUCCGCCGCUCACGCUUUUUGUCCCGAGCACUGACCUAAAAUCCGACGGCGGCGCCAUUCCCGCCUCGUACUCGCCGUUCCUAGAUUCCAAAGCAAGCGGCCCAAUGAUCACCGGCGGCCAGAGAUUCGUUGCCUCGCCUCCUGCCUUCUCCCAGGAUGGAAAGAAGCUCUUGGUCUGCACCGGAUGCACUGUCUCCAUCUUUAGUGUCUCCACCGGAAUGCAGAUUACGGAAUUGGAGGGUGGGCACACUGACCGAGUCACUUCUGUCGUUGUAGUGCCAGUUGGCGCGCCUUCAAGUAAGUUCAUGAGCUACUGCUGGACUUCCUCAUUGGAUGGGACUAUCUGUUACUGGGAUUUUGCCUCAGCUGAGUUGAUAAAGAAGGUGAAGAUCCAGUUUCCAGUCCAUUCUAUGGUAAUUCCAAGUUUAUCAACCAUUGGAAGCACUGAAGAGGGAUCUAAUCUUUAUGCAUUUCUCUCAGUUGAAGACAUAAACAAACCAGCUAGUGAAAAGAAAGCUUUACAUGGGCAAGUCCGAAUUUACGAUUUAAAAAACCAGAAGCCUGUUGGAGGACUGCUGACUGAGACAAGAAAUCCAGAGAUAUUAUAUGCAAGUAAAAAUGGGGAGUUCUUAGGCAUCUCAAACAAAAGAAAGCUUCAUAUUUGGAGAAUUCCUGCAAACAAUUUUAGGUUUGACGAAAUAAAAAAGAUCAAACUACAUCACACAAAAAAGUUGACAUGUCUUGCAUUCCAUUCAACUCUGAGAAUGGUGGCUGGAGGUGAUGAUACAGGAAGGAUCUUGAUAUGGUACAAUUUUGGGAGAGAGAAAUUUGCUCAAAAUUUACAAAAUCUCAAGGGCACAAAGAAUCCUUCUGAUGAAGUAAAGCCUGGGGUGAGAAAUAAUGAUGAUGUGGAUUCCUGCACAACAUGGCAUUGGCACCCUAGUGAAGUAAAGUUUCUUCACUUCUCUUCUGACGGCGCUUAUUUGUAUUCAGGUGGGAACGAAGGAGUUAUUGUGGUUUGGCAGAUUGACACUGGAAAGAAAAAAUUUAAGCCACGACUAGGAUCACCGCUUUUAUAUUUCACUGAAUCUCCAGAUCCGUCCCUUUCAUGUGUAUCUUGUUCAGAUAAUCACAUUCAUCUGCUAAAAAUGCCUACAAUGGAUAUCUCAAAAUCCAUAUCGGGAAUCAAGCCUCCUUUUUCGUUUCCUCUCAAACAUGAAGGAUCCUGCACACAAGUUGCAUUUGAGCAGACAACUGGAUUAGUUGCUGUUUCCACUGAAGAUUAUUGUGUACAAUUUUAUAGCUUGUUUGACAACCAUGAGGUUUCAGAGGUCCAAGUGUGCAAAAGAAAUUUUCAGCCUGCGGAUGACGUUAUGCUAUAUGUGGCUCUUGUAGCCAUUUCUCUUGAUGGCUCCUUAAUGGCUACCAUUGAUGUGACAAUUCCUGAAGAAAAAUUAGGGGGUUUGGUUUGCCUAAAAUACUGGACUCGUGGUUCCCUAGUGGCAGAGUACUUAUUAUCCACUGUCAUAUAUGAGCCUCACAGUGAUGCUCAAGUUUCAUCUCUUGCAUUUCGCCCUGGACACAACAUGGCUGUCACAUCAUCUUAUGGUGGUGACUUUAAGGUUUGGGUUCAUGGCUCUCAUGCCAGCAGAAAUAAUGAAUCAAUGCAGAGAACUGGUUGGAGAUGCCAAUCUGUUGGUUCAUACAAGGGAAAACCAUUAACAGCUGCUGUUUUUUCUGCCGAUGGAUCGGUCCUUGCUAUUGCAGCUGAGACUAUGAUUACAUUAUGGGAUCCGGAUUCCAAUAUUCUUGUGGCUAUGAUUGGAGAUACACUUUCGCCAAUUACAAAGCUUUCAUUUGUUGGGAAUUCAGAAUAUCUGGUGUCCUAUACACACAGUUUAAAGCCACAACUUUCAGUUUGGAGUACUUCAAAUUUGGCAUUGUACUGGUCUCAUGGGAUCGUUACAGAAGCCGUAAGCUGUUCCCAUGAUGAAUCUCAAUUCGCCGUCUUAGCUCUUCUCAGUUCACCAGGUGAUGCUGAUGCAAAAGGAAAUGGGGUAAUAUUUUUCUUCCAUGUGGAAGAUCCUGUUCCUGUGGCAACUUGGACAGUGACAAAGGCAAAAGGUGGUAGCCUAGCCUUUCUACCUGCCAAUCCUUCGCUUCACGAAAGCUCAGCUACAAAUGGCGUAAAUCAACUUUUGCUUAUUUUUAUGAAUGGCGAGCAUGAAUACACCAUCUUCAAUCCACACAAGGAAGAGGACAUAAUUAGCAAGAAUUCUCGGAAAAGUCAAGCUGCACAGGAUGAAGCAGAGAGGCUUGGGUAUACAUCAAUUUAUGGAGAUCUGUCUAACACAAAUGCAAAGCACAACCAUUUCCAAGAAGUUCCAUUUGCCCCGAGUGAAAGACCAUGGGAAACCAUAUUCAGUGGAUCUUCCCAUGUUCUACCUCCGCUGACCAAGCUCUGCACCUCAUUUUUCGAAUCGUUGCUGGAGAAAAGGCUGGAGAACAGCAAUGAGAUGAUAAUAGAUGCAGAUCUUUGAAUAUGCACAAAAUUGCAUGAAGUCUGAUCGCUGUGCAUGUAAUACGCAAAGGUUUUAAAGAAAGCGCAUUAUAGACUUGAGUGGUGUUAGAGUAUUUUAUGAGCUUAGAGGACUUUGUAUGGAAGAACAGUGCAUUAAAAUUUAUCUGCUCACGGUAAAUGCCUUGUAUACAUUGGAAAUAUUCUAAAAAUUUUGUAGUUCAGCUGGAGUGACUUUUGUAAAUUGCAACUGAUGUAAUGUGCUUAUAGUUCGAGCGUUAAUUUGCACAAA
Messenger RNA from Zingiber officinale, 2839 nucleotides. RefSeq names its product WD repeat-containing protein 75-like. The record is from RefSeq and is a predicted model, not a curated record. Bases 134 to 2569 code for a protein of 811 amino acids. NCBI's taxonomy places the organism in Eukaryota, Viridiplantae, Streptophyta, Magnoliopsida, Zingiberales, Zingiberaceae. The transcript has 16 exons. Gene Ontology annotation, molecular function: protein binding.